Cryptococcus deneoformans JEC21 is the source of this 815-nucleotide messenger RNA. RefSeq names its product imidazoleglycerol-phosphate dehydratase, putative. The coding region runs from base 115 to 723 and encodes 202 amino acids. NCBI's taxonomy places the organism in Eukaryota, Fungi, Basidiomycota, Tremellomycetes, Tremellales, Cryptococcaceae. The record is from RefSeq and is a predicted model, not a curated record. Gene Ontology annotation, biological process: L-histidine biosynthetic process. Gene Ontology annotation, molecular function: imidazoleglycerol-phosphate dehydratase activity. The transcript is spliced from 5 exons.
UUAUAACGAAACACUCGACUCGGCCACUCAGCUCACUUGCAUUAUCCAUUUUCAUUCCUGCAUUCAUAGAUUUUUUAUUUAUUUAUUUCAAACCAUCACACCAUCCCGCCCAACAUGUCUGAACGCAUUGCUUCUGUUGAAAGGACCACGAGCGAGACGCAUAUCUCUUGCACUAUCGACCUCGACCACAUCCCAGGUGUCACCGAGCAGAAAAUCAAUGUCAGCACUGGUAUCGGGUUCCUUGACCAUAUGUUUACAGCGCUCGCAAAGCACGGCGGCAUGUCUCUCCAACUGCAGUGCAAGGGCGACCUUCACAUUGACGACCACCACACGGCGGAAGACUGCGCUUUGGCUCUUGGCGAAGCGUUUAAAAAGGCGCUUGGAGAGAGGAAGGGAAUCAAGCGAUAUGGAUAUGCUUAUGCUCCCCUUGAUGAGUCGCUUUCAAGGGCUGUGAUUGACAUUUCUUCCCGGCCGUACUUUAUGUGCCACCUUCCCUUCACUCGGGAAAAGGUUGGAGAUUUAUCGACGGAAAUGGUGUCUCACCUUCUUCAGUCGUUUGCCUUUGCCGCCGGUGUAACCCUUCACAUUGACUCGAUCCGAGGAGAAAACAACCACCACAUCGCCGAGUCUGCCUUCAAGGCGCUCGCUCUGGCUAUCCGAAUGGCGAUCAGCAGAACCGGCGGCGAUGACGUUCCUAGUACCAAGGGUGUCCUUGCUUUAUAAUAAUAGUAAUAAUAAUAAUAACUAUUCAUAUCAUACAUUCGGUCUUUGGUGGUAUGUCUGCUCCAAAUGGGUAUGUAUCAUUAUCGCGCGAU